Messenger RNA from Hibiscus syriacus, 1419 nucleotides. RefSeq names its product probable galacturonosyltransferase-like 1. The record is from RefSeq and is a predicted model, not a curated record. Gene Ontology annotation, cellular component: Golgi apparatus. Gene Ontology annotation, molecular function: glycosyltransferase activity. The transcript has a single exon. NCBI's taxonomy places the organism in Eukaryota, Viridiplantae, Streptophyta, Magnoliopsida, Malvales, Malvaceae. The coding region runs from base 34 to 1104 and encodes 356 amino acids.
CUUUCAACACUUAUCUUUUCCCCCCAUAAGCAAAUGCCAAAGUCACUGCUCUUCACCGUCGUGGUUACCUUUGCCGCCAUUGUCAAUGCCGCCGCCGCUACGCAAGUUGCCCUACAAUUCAAGGAAUCCCCACAAUUCUACAACUCACCGGAUUGUCCUUUUGUAAUAGAUAAAGAUCAUGAAUCUAAUUCUGACGGUGAACCCAACAUUUUGUGCUGGGAUCGAGCCGUUCAUGUGGCAAUGACACUUGACACUACUUACAUUCGAGGCACCAUGGCCGCCAUUCUUUCGGUACUUCAACACUCCUCUUGUCCCCAAAACAUCGCCUUCCAUUUCAUCGCCUCCGCCAGCGCCACCGCCACCACAUCUAUUUUACGCGCCACCAUCUCUUCCUCUUUCCCUUACAUGAACUUUCAAGUCUUCCCUUUCAAUGAUUCCUCUGUUUCACGCCUCAUUUCGACCUCGAUCCGCUCAGCUUUAGACUGCCCUUUGAACUACGCUCGAAGCUACUUAGGCAAUCUCCUCCCUUCAUGUGUCCACCGUGUCGUGUAUCUUGACUCGGACUUGGUCCUCGUCGACGACAUAGCUAAACUUGCCCACACUCAACUCGGAGACAACUCGGUCUUGGCCGCACCAGAAUAUUGCAAUGCAAACUUCACGUCCUACUUUACUCCUCCGUUUUGGUCAAACCCUUCUUUAUCCUUAACUUUCGCGAACCGUAAAGCUUGUUAUUUUAACACCGGCGUCAUGGUGAUCGACCUCGACCGAUGGAGAGAAGGAGAUUACACGACAAAGAUUGAAGAAUGGAUGGAGCUUCAGAAAAGAAUGAGAAUUUACGAAUUGGGUUCAUUGCCACCGUUCUUAUUAGUUUUCGCCGGAAACAUAGCUCCGGUGGAUCAUAGGUGGAAUCAGCAUGGCCUCGGCGGAGAUAAUUACAGAGGUUUAUGCAGAGAUUUGCAUCGUGGUCCGGUUAGCCUUUUACAUUGGAGUGGAAAAGGGAAGCCAUGGGACAGACUUGAUACUGAUAGGCCAUGCCCACUGGAUGCUUUGUGGGCACCUUAUGAUCUCCUGCAAUGGCAAACUCCAUUCGCAUUGGAUUCUUGAAGAGAACCACGUUUCUGCGUAAUGUUUGUUUGCGGAGAAAGUGACGGAAUCACCAAAAAAGUGUUAAGCUGGAGAUCAGAUAGGUGGAGGAUUGAGGAAGUUAGCUGAUUUAAGUUGUUUCUUGUAGAUUAUGGCACUAAAACAGGACCAUAGUAGUAGUACUAUACUGUAACCUUUUCUUCUUUCCUUUUUACGAUAUUAAAUAUCCAUUCAGAAAUCAAAAUGCUGUAAUAUCAACAAGGAGUAAGAAAAUCCAGAUGCAGAUCAAUGGACUUCAUCGAUUUUCUUCUCCGAUGUAAUGAUAAAUGUAAUCAA